This is a messenger RNA of Biomphalaria glabrata, 13439 nucleotides long. RefSeq names its product dedicator of cytokinesis protein 9-like. Gene Ontology annotation, biological process: positive regulation of GTPase activity; small GTPase-mediated signal transduction. The transcript is spliced from 57 exons. Lineage: Eukaryota; Metazoa; Mollusca; Gastropoda; Planorbidae. Gene Ontology annotation, molecular function: guanyl-nucleotide exchange factor activity. Bases 140 to 6835 code for a protein of 2231 amino acids. The record is from RefSeq and is a predicted model, not a curated record.
UUGUAGUUAAAAUGGCGACAGUGUGUAACAAAAUACUUCCGCUAUUUCAACUUAGAAUGGUUCUUUUGCAAUAAGGAUUUUAUAGAUCUACAUAGAAAAUCGCGAAUAUAGAUCUAGAUCUAUAUAGAUCUAGUUGAAAAUGACAGAAAGAAGAUUUGCCGGUGUUCUUCAGGGCAAAGGAAAGGCCGCAUUAAUGAGAGAAUCGGUUUCUCAGGCUUUGAGGGAGAGUGCCAUUCAGUCUAGGCCAAAAUUAGUAGAGCCAGUGGACUAUGAAAAUUUUGUGGUCAAGAACAAAGUCCUUCUCCACAAUGACCCUCAGAGAGAUAUGCUCAAUUUUCCACAUGAUGAUGUCCUGUUACCACCUCCUAAUCCAGUUCGCAAGAUCAGAACAGCUGUGUCCACUGUGCCUGCAAAUGCUGUCCAGGAAGUAUCCAGUCUGAUGGUGAAAGAGUGCCUGAAGACCUACACCAGUGAGCUACAGAUGGUCAAGUUCAAGUACCAGGCUUAUGCUGGGAGUUAUCAACAGUUACCAAAUGUUUCCAAGAAAGAACCCCUCCAGGAACACAUAUUUGAAAUUGAUGCAGAUGUGGAAGAAAGAGAUGAUGACACACUCAGCCAUGGCUUUAUGUCAAGUAUCACAAAGAAGGGAUGGCUGCUCAAGGGUCCCAGUGGUGGCAAGGACAACAUCAUUAGCUUCUCCAAGUUCAAGAAGAGACAUUUUGUACUGAAGCAGCAGUCAGACUUUACAUACACUCUAGAAAUCUACAAAGAUGACAAGAAGUCUGAUGCCAAGGAAACCAUUUUUCUAGAUUUGGCCAGCGAAGUGGUAAAAAAUCCAAAGAAAGGAAAAUUCUGUUUUGAAAUCAAGAUGAAUAACAAGAGUCCAUCUUGUUUGCUGGCAGCAGAAAGUGAAGCGGAGGCCAAUGAUUGGAUAACAACAUUAAACAAAGUGAUCAAUGCAGCAGACACAGCCUCACAGACAUCGAGAGAAAGUAUUAAAGAGGAGAAUACCCCUUCAGGUACACCAGACAAUUAUAAAGAAAGCAGUAUCAAUCAUCCAGUUGUUAAGGAUGUUCUCUGGGAUCUGAACACAGAUUCCUAUGAUUCAAUCACUGAUGCUAGCACGGAGCCAGUGAUCGCUCCCCGCAGACCACCUCCUCCACCCCCACCUUCUUCCUCCUCUAUGUCAGCACCUCUCCCUCAGCCCACCCCUACUCCCCUUUUAGCUUCCAUUGCCUCUCCCUCCCUGCCUGUGGUAGAAGUGACUGACUCUUCUUUACAGGUCUCGGAAAGUGGUAUUGAGUUUAAAGAGCCCCUUCCAGUGGCUAAAGUAGUCAGGAGAAAAAAAACUGGGUAUUGUCGAGAAACAGACUCAUCUCUGGCUAAAGCAAGACAAGAAGCACGACAAAAUCUGUUUGGCAUUUAUCCAGAUAUGAGGCGCAAUGUAUUUGAUGAAGAUAUUCCUGAUGAGGAGGAAACAGUGGUUGAUGUCUUCCCACAGCAGUACGCUGACAAGUUUUUGAUACGCCUGGAGGAGCUCAAGUUUCAUUUACAGCUCAAUCUGGCAGAUGAGGGCAAAGGGAAUAAAAAGUGCAAUCCUGAACCUUUUUUCCUGACCUUUGCCUUGUAUGAUGCUAGAGAAGGGAAAAAAAUCUCUGAAGAUUUUCACCUUGACCCUAAUGAGCCUGAGAUCAGAGGCAUGAUUCCAACAGAGUUGUUUGCUCCCCCUGAUAGGCUGAGUCAGGCUGGGAAAGAGCCCAUGUCACCUGAUGGGAACAGUUUCAGGUCGGAGUGGGUGGCUCAGCCCAGCAGACAGGGCAUAUUUUCUAUAGUGCGUAGACAUCAAGAUAUCUACUUAGUUGCUCGGAUAGAGAAAGUCUUGCAGGGACCUAUCAAUCAGUGUCUAGAGCCAUACCUCAAAGGCAGUGAUCCCAAAACAGCAGUGAAGCAGUACAGACAGAUGAGACAGUUCUGCUCACACAUUGGUCACUACAGGAUGCCCUUUGCCUGGUCAGCCAUAGCUCUGUCUCCCGAUGGGGCCAUGCCUCGAGGAAGAACAAAACUGCCUCUUUACAGACAAGAGAAUUCCAAGUUUUCUGAGGAAGAAGUCAUAAAACUUCUCAACGAUUUGAAAAAGCCAGAAAAAAAAUCUAAACUUCAAGAAAUUCCUGGUGACUUUAAAAUAUUUUUUGAUCAGAUUGAUCCAGAAAAGCAUAUAGAUUAUACAUUAACUCCUUCUUUAGUUCCUGUCAAGCCAUUCAGUGAGCCUGCAGUCGGUAGUUUACCAACACUAGAGAUAGAAGAGUUUGUGCCAGAUGAUGCCAGGCUAUGCAGUCCUUUUAAUUCUUAUGUUAAUAACCUUUAUGUCCGACCGAUGUCCUUGAAGUAUGAUGGUCAGAAAGCAUUUGCAAAGGCUCGAAACAUUGCCUGUUGUAUAGAGCUACGAGAUUCAGAUGAAGAAGGGACAGUGCCACUUAAAAGAAUCUAUGGCAGGCCAGGAGUGUCAGUGUUAACCCCAACAGCUAGUACUACAGUAUUACAUCACAACCAGAUACCUGACUUUAUGGAAGAGGUCAAGAUCUGUUUACCCGUCCAGCUGAAAGAGAAACACCACUUAUUUUUCCGUUUCUACCAUGUGAGCUGUGAGGCCUCAAAGGCUGUAGGUAAGACCAGCUCCAUCAAGAAGAAGGAAGCUAUAGAGAUGCCAGUAGGAUAUGCAUGGAUGCCCUUGUUGCAGGAGGGCAGGAUUGUGACAGGAGAUAAAUCUCUAGCUGUGGCAGCAACUGUUCCAGCAUUGUAUCUUAACUAUGAUUCUUUAGGCAAGUCCACUGGUGGUGACCUGAAGUGGGUGGAUGGAGGGAAGCCAUUGUUUAAAUUUAACUUGAACUUGGUCUCAACAGUCUACACAAAGGAUCAGCAUCUUCACAAUUUCUUCUUCCAUUGUCAAAAAGUAGAUCAAGGUGGACCACAGUCAAUAGAGAACAAUGUCAACAAGGUCAAGCUGGAAAAUGGUGAUUGUGGGCCACAAGGGGAUGCAAUGCAUAUUGCACCUUUGGAUUUGCAGACCCUGCUAAAUGGGGUCAAGUCUCUUCUGGCCGUGGAGGUGUCCACCUAUGUCAGAUUUCUGCCCACUUUGUUGAACCAGUUAUUUCAGUUACUGGGCAAGACUGUCAGUGAAGAUAUAGCUGUCAAUUCAGUCAGAGUACUAAUUCAUGUUGUGUCUGGAGUUCAUGAGGCAGAGAAACAAGAAGCUCUAGAAAAAUAUGUCAAGUACAUGUUCAGACCAGAGCCUGCCUCCAAGACAAACAAAAGUCAGAAAACUGUUCACGAGGAGCUGGCCAAACAUUUGAACUCUAUCCUGCGUCCAGCCAACACUGACCCUCUAGUUGUGUUGAGUUUUCUCAAACAUGCCUGGUUCUUCUUUGAAGUGCUUUUGAAGAGUAUGACACUCUAUUUGAUUGAUUCAGACAGGGUCAAGAUGCCAAGAAAUGAAAGAUUUGCAGCUGAAUGCCAGUACAGGAUUCAGCAUCUCCUCCAGGCUGUUACCCUGCACAUCAUCCAGAAGUCCAGAGACCAUAAGGAGGAAACCAAGAAUGCCAAUCACAGCCUGGCUAACUUUGUCAAGAAUUGUUUCACACUGAUGGACAGAGGCUAUGUUUUUAAGAUGAUUUCCAAGUACAUAGAAAACUUUAAUCCAGGAGACAGCAAGACUCUCCAUGAUAUCAAGUUUGAGUUCUUACGUAUAGUGUGCAGCCAUGAACAUUUUAUACCACUGUCAUUACCUCUCAUGAGACGGGGAAUGGUGAAAAAUUUUAAAGAGCUUUUUAAAACACAAGAAUAUCUGAGACAUGACUACUGUCUGUCAGAUGAGUUCAGGCAGAACCACUACCUUGUCGGCCUGCUGCUGUUUGAGCUGCGCUUAGCCAUGACUGAGCAGAGGGCCAUUAGGCGGUCAGCCAUCACAGUGUUGAGGAACCAGCUGGCAAAGCACUCAUUUGAUGAUAGAUAUGCCACAUUGAAUCAACAAGGAAGAAUAGCUGCCCUUUACCUCCCCUUGAUUGGGGUCCUGUUGGAUAGCAAAAACUUGUUACUUCAGCUUGUUCCUAAUUCUAAGUCAGCCCCAGCACCAGCUCCACAGAAUGGAGAGAUUUCUUCCAGGUCUGAUGUGAGUAAGUCUCAGAUGAGUCUGUCUAAAGGUCAGAGUUCACCUGUUCCCGGCACUCCAGAGACCAAGAAGAAAGAGUCUGCUGUGUUUGCUAUGAUUUCAGGGACUGGUGAGUUGUCGGUGGCUGUCCCUCACAACCCUAAUGAACUCUCUGUGGUCAACUCUACUGCUCUAAAUGGUAGCAACACCUCACUGGCCAGUGAUGACUCUGGAGACAAGGAAAUAUCAAACAAGAAAGAUGGCAAAAUUGUCACAAGAAUGCCUUCCAAGCAGACAACUUACAUGAGUCGCUAUGAUAAACUGGAUCAGACUGAGAUCAGAGAUCUGUUGGUUUGUUUCAUGUACAUCUUGAAACAUUUACCUGAAGAUAUUUUGCUUGGCUGGUUCAACAAUUCAUCAGAAAUAGACAUUAUAGAUUUCUUCUCAUUAUUGGAACUGUGUUUGAAACAUUUCCAGUAUCAAGGAAGAAAGAAAAUUGUCACUUUGAGUAUGAUAGGUGGUCAGAAGUCAUCCACCAUGCCUACACCUCUACAGAAUCAGCGAGGACGUCCCAUCAGCCUUUCAUCUCAGCGCACCCCAAGUCAAUAUGGAGACAUGAUCUCAGAGGGCUUUCAUACACCAUCUCACUCUGAUGCUGAUGCUAUGAUCAGAGCCUUACAGGAAGCAAACAUCUCUACAGAGAUUGGUCUCAUUGUUCUAGAUGUCCUUAGUUUAUUCUGUACUACGUUUAAGAAAGAUCUAGAAGCCAGAGGGGGAGACAACAAUAUGAUGCACACUGUGUUUCAGCUGUAUCUUGGAUUCCUCAGAUCAAGUCAGUCAGAAAACUUACAGAAACAUAUGUUUGGGGCAUGGAGAGCUUUUAUUAAAAAAUUCCAGGCUGUGUUGUUCAAAGGUAGUGCUGAUAUGUGUGGUGAACUUUGCUACGAGAUACUCAAGUGCUGUAACUCCAAGUUAAACUCAACCCGUCGUGAAGCUUGUGCCUUGCUGUAUCUACUGAUGAGGAGCAACUUUGAGUUCUCUAAUCGCAAAAGUUUUACGAGAGUACAUCUGCAGGUGAUCAUCUCAGUGUCCAAACUGAUUGGCUCUGUGGUGGGUUUGAGUACCAGCAGAUUUCAGGAGAGUCUAGCCAUAGUCAACAACUAUGCCAACAGUGACAAAAGUAUACAGUUCAUUGAUCAAAAGGAUUUUGUAAAAACACCUUUCCCUGGAGAAGUGCGUGACUUGACCAAAAGAAUCAGGACAGUCCUGAUGGCCACUGCUCAGAUGAAGGAGAAUGAGAAUGACCCAGAGCUUCUUGUAGACCUGCAGUACAGUCUGGCCAAGUCAUAUGCUAGCACUCCAGAACUGAGAAAAACCUGGCUAGACGCCAUGGCCAAACUUCACAUCAGACGUGGAGAUUUCUCUGAGGCUGGCUUCUGUUACAUUCAUAUAGCUGCACUUAUAGCUGAGUACUUGAAACGAAGAGGAAAGUUAAAGUCUAGGAGUUAUCCUCAAGGCUGCUCCUCAUUUCAUUUUAUCUCCCCUAACAUAGUUGUAGAGGAGGCAGAUAUCAAAGAUGACAGUGGCAUGCAGGAUGUUCAGUACACAGAGGAAACUUUGGUAGAAUUUUUGGAAAAAGGUGCUGAGUAUCUGGAGAAGGCUCAGCGUUUUGAAAUCCUUGGAGACAUUUACAAACUUAUCAUUCCCAUCUACGAGAAACUCAGAAAUUUUAAGAAACUGGAGACCAGCUAUCAGUACCUGGCCAAAGCUUAUGGCAGUGUUAUAGAGGUCAUGAGAUCAGGCAAGAGACUUCUGGGGAAAUAUUACAUGGUCACUCUGUAUGGUCAGACUUACUUUGAGGAUGAAGAUAAGAAAGAAUACAUCUACAAGGAACCCAAGGUCACAACAUUGACAGAGAUUAGAGAAAGACUUCACAGAUUGUUUUCUGACAAAUUUGGAAGGGAAAAUGUACAUAUGAUCAAUGACUCUAAGAAGAUUUCACCAAAUGAACUUGAUUCAAAGUAUGCUUAUAUCCAGAUUAUUUAUGUGACCCCAUACUUUGAGGAGAAUGAUCUUGUAAACAGGGUGACAGACUUUGAGCGUAACAAUAAUGUGCGCAACUUUAUGUACGAACUUCCAUUUACCAGGUCAGGCAAGGAGCAGGGAAGCAUAGAGGAGCAGCAUAAGCGACGCUUCAUUAUUACCACCACUCAUUCAUUCCCUUAUGUGAAGAAGAGGAUUGAGGUGAAAGAAGGUGGAAGGAAAGAGAUAGUCCUGACCCCAAUUGAGGUGGCCAUUGAUGAGAUGAGGACUAAAGUGUCUGACCUGAGGGAGGCCAUCAAUAGCCCUGUCCCAGACAAGAUUGGUCUACAGCUGAAAUUGCAGGGUGGUGUCAGCACACAGGUCAAUGCUGGUCCACUGGCCUAUGCCGAAGCAUUCUUGAACCGAGAGAAAAUCUCCCAGUACCCAGCCGACCAGUGUGAUAGACUCAAGGCAGUGUUCAGAGAUUUUGUGACCACCUGCAAAGAUGCCCUUGACCUGAAUGCCAAGUUGAUAGCCACAGAACAGAAGGAGUACCAUGAGUCUCUCAAAGCUGGGUUCCAGGAAAUAGCAGAGAGGUUAUCUAACUUGUUGGGAGAGAAGGUUGUGUUUGCAGAAGUGAAACAUGGUCGCACAGAUAGUUCCGCUUGAUUGGAUGAGUAACCAGCAAAGACAGUCCAUGACUUUCAUUGGUGGACUUGCUGGUUCAAGUUCUGCUUGAUGGGAUCACUGGACACUUCUCAGGAACUUGUCUUGGGACAUCUCUUGCUACAUCUUGGGACUUCAUGUGCAAUGUUUCAUUUUGUGGUUUCAGUUAUAGAAAGGGGGGUUAACUUUGACGAGAUAUUGAAGAUUUUUUUUUUUUUAUUGAAAAAAGAAUAAUCAAGUAACUGUGUUACGAUGGUAAGUCUUGAGGACUUAGUUCAAACUGCAGCAUCAGAAAAGUUAAAUCUUCAAGUAACAACCAAAGAACAAGAUGAGAAUGAACAUCCAAAUAAAUUGUGCUACAAACUGAAACCACUUCUGUUUGGCUGUGUUUACAAUAGAUCUGAAGUAUUGAAAUCAUGUUGAUUUCAUGCGAUUGCUACAUCUGGUCCACAUUCUUCUUCCAGCCAAUCUUUGGGUUUGAAUUAUUUUCUUUUUUCUCUGUAUUGUUGUAAAUAUUUUUAAUAGUCAAAUUUGUGUACAGCCCAAAACAUAAUUCAUGGUGAUUUAUCUUUUCAGUGUUUUUUUUUUCUCUUUUGCAUUUGUAAUAUAUGUUUGUUCUUUUGCCAAAAAUUCAGUGCUUUAGAAGUGUUUCAAUAGUACUAACUGUGAGAACAUGGUACCUAUUAUUAAUUUCAGCAGUUUUCAGUCAUAUUUUCAAAUCCUUGCUUUUGAAAUUUUGUUGGAAAGCCAAAACAGCAUUUCACUUGACUUAAAGUCAUUGUGUUUUAGCUUUUAAUGGUUUUGUGGGUUAACUUGAAUUGAUUCAGGGGCAAUAAUUUCUUUUUGCACUAGCAACACAAGUUUAAAGCUUUGAGUUACUUCCCUUAGCUGUCUUUUUUUUUCUAGAGUCUGUGUAGUCAGAUGACUACUGACCUUCUUUUGAUUUUUUUUUAAUGAUCUAUUCAAGUAGACCAUAAGGGGAUUUUUGUUUAUAAAUAAAUGAAUCACAGUAAUUAAUAAUCCACUUUACAUUCACAAGACAUCUCUUUAAUUAGAGAGAAAAAGAAGACAUAACAAUAUGAAGAAAUGUGGGUAUGAUUUAAAUGAAAUUAAGAUUGGUGCAGACUUGGAAAUACAUUCACAUAAUAAACCAAUGUCAAGGAUGCAUAUUUGCAAAAAAAUUGUUGCCAGAUAAAAUUAUAAAUUACAUUUUGUUACAAGUGAAUGAGAUUAGAAAUUUAAUUCUUUAGUAAUCCUUUAGAAUGCACAAAAAUUAUAUGCCAUUUAAAAUGCCUAGCUUGUCUAUGCUUCUGUAUUCACUACACUGCAUACAUCAAAAAAUGUAGCUAUAAAUAAAUAGCCCACCUCUUAGGAACAUUCUCCCAUUACUUCUGGGUUUGUAACAUUUUCUGUAAUCCGAACUAUUGACUUUCAUAUUUUCUGUUUUCUGAACUAUUGACUUUCAUAUUUUCUGUUUUCUGAACUAUUGACCUUCAUAUUUUCUGACAUUAAAAUGUAUUUGAUUUUACUGGGUUGUUUUUUUUUUAUUUACUUCUUGCUGACUUGAACAAAGUUCAAACUGUGAUAACUGUUUCUUAUUGUUUUGACUGGUUACUUCCCUUGGAUUGUGGAAUAAUAUUGUUCAUAAUAAUACUGUUCAAAUACAUUGGACUCUUAAUUUAAUUGUUGAUGUAAGAUUAUCUCUUUUGUCAUUCUUAGCUACAUGCUAGAGUUGUAGACAACUUAGUUGAGUAGAAGAUAUCUUGUAUGGUGGUGGACAGAACUGAACUAAAUACACAAAAAUCAUGAUUGCCUGUUUUAAGUUCAUGGUGUUCUUAUCAAGAGCCGUGAGUCUUGCCACUAGAAUAGAAUCAAAUAGGAUGGCUAAUGUUUGUAUAUUCAUUCUUAUGUGUGUCAGUGUGAAGUUAAUCAAGUGCUAACAUUUUGUUAGUGUUGAAUGAGAAAUUUGUAUUCGUGUCAUCUUGAACAAAUUUCUAUUUGUUGAUCAAAUUAUUUUAUAGAUUUAUAUGUUCUGUAGUCCUAUUAUACUGUGUGCUUGUAUAUUCAUUCUUAUGUGUGUCAGUGUGAAGUUAAUCAAGUGCUAACAUUUUGUUAGUGUUGAAUGAGAAAUUUGUAUUCGUGUCAUCUUGAACAAAUCUCUAUUUGUUGAUCAAAUUAUUUUAUAGAUUUAUAUGUUCUGUAGUCCUAUUAUACUGUGUGCUGUAUAGACGGACAUAUAUCUUUAUAAAUUUAGACUUGUAUCAUUAUAAAUAUUUAUUCAGCACUAACUGUACAGAAUCAUUCAUGAAUAUCACCUUAAUAUUACCUUAAUAUCAUUUUAAUAUUUAGUAACUUAUGAGGUUUGAUUGCAGGUUUUGUUGUAAUUGAACCAAACCAGAAUCUGCUUCUUAAUGACAUAAUUUAAUAUUUCCAUUCAUUUUUUUUUUAUUACACCAUGUCACUCAUAUUUGGAUUUGAGUUUAUAAUGAAAGAUAAUUAGGUCAAUGGAUUCAAAACUCAACAUUUAUCUAGUUGAAGUUUUUGUCUGACUUUUUCUUUGUCCUCUAAACUUGUAUAUUAAUAAAUCUACCAGUAGCUGCAGAGAAUUUGUAUGUACACAAGUUGUCAUUGUUCAGUGUUUCAAAAGGUAAAGAAAUAAAGUUUAGCUAUUUUAGUAGAAGAAAAUGAAGGGCCCAUCAAAAGGUCUUCAAUUAAUUUUUUGAGGCAAAAAAGAAACAAGUUUAAUUAAUUUUUUAUGUUUAGCAAUGUAAAGAUUAACAUUCGUUAAAUUAACAUUUUUUAUUUAUAAAUAGUUGUUUUAUGUUUUCCUGGUAUGAAAUGGUAUCAUGACAAAUUGACAUUUCUCAUGCCAGGAUUGUCUCUUUUAUUGACAUUUUUUAUAGCCCUUUAUAACAAAUCUUUUUUUUUCUGUCAUUAAUGUUCACUAUUUAAGUGUUAAAUGAAUUAUAGAUCUGUACAGAGCGUUCAUGUCUUGAGUGUUUAAUUGUUAAAAUCAAAAUUAGUGAGUUUUUAUGUUCUAACCACUUUUGUUUUGACAUAUUGCAUCUUUCUCAACUUCACUGUAAGUGGUCUGCAUUAAGCAUGGAGUCACAACAAAUGUUUAUCCUUCAGAGCAGUCUCCAUUUUUAUAUUUUAUUCAUGUUGAAUGUGUCAUGUUCUAAUAAGCCAUUUAAUUUUGUGUGCACCAUUCCAUUCAUGCCAAACUUUUUGUCCAGUCUUACCAAAAAAAAACAACAAAAAAACCUGAGACUUCGUUUCUGCUCAUUCAAAUUUUAUUUUUCAUGAAAUCAAUUUUUUAAAAUCUUUUUUUGUUAUGUGCAUGACCCUAAAUGCCAUCACUGACCUAUGUAUUGGAGUGUACUUUAAGUUACACAAGAUGUGAACCUUUUUCUUCUCUCUCCCUAAAUCCUGUUUACUUCCCCCCCCCCCCCCCCAACUCUUGCCUUAGAGCUAGUGUAAUAUUAGAAGUGUAUUUUGACUUUGAUAAGCUUCCAUUUUCUCAACAUCACUCUUCAUUACCCAGACUUUGUACUGAUUCUUUGUUAAAUAAAACCUAAGCCAUGGCUCUUCAAACAACCCUGAACUAUACAUUUUUCAACCCUGAUCUAUAUAAUUAUUCUGAGAUUUUUAUUUCCCACACUUACCUAUACAUGAAUAUGUAAAUAUAUAUUCCCGCUACAGAGACAAUUUUUUUUUUGUACAAUAAUAAUAAUCAUGCCUUUCAACAGUAAAGGUGGGGUCUUUUUUUUUCUUCCAAAAUAAUUUACUUUUCACUUAACAAAAACUUAUGAUCUUUACUUUUCAGAAAAAAAAAAAACUAAUUUUAAUGAUUUUCCACAUCAAUUUGAAAUAUAAAUACUGGAUGAUACUGAUCUAUAUACACUUACAAAUCUUUUGCUAUCAGUUUAAUUGUGGUUUUAGUUUACUUGGGAAUGAAUAUAUUACAGUCUGCAUAGACAUGUAACCUAAAAAACAAUGCAUUUUAUCAUCACUGCUAGCCUCUAGUGCCUAUACUGUAGUUAAAAGAUGUACUUUUAGAAUGCAUGUUAAUUAUACAGGCUGUAUUUUAUCAACUUGAAUUAAUUACAAAUAAAAAUUAUUUGGGAACUAAAAUAGUGAAAUAAGAUAAGAAAUAAUUCAUUUGUAUUCAGGCUUAUUGUAUGUGGAUAUGGAUCUAUACAUUUUGUAUGCAUAACAUAAUUCAUUGUAUUGCAUGGUCUUUUUGAACUCUGUGAUUAUAAUGCACGACUAUUUACACUAAUUUUGGUUAGAAUUCAUUGAAUAUUUAGAUCAUUUCCCUUUUUACCUUCAACCACAAACUGCUGAAUAGUUCAAAUUAUUCACAAAGCUCAAUUCUGAUAUCAAAGUACAGAUUUUUUUUCAAAAGCAUCUAACCCCGCUACAUAGUGAGUUGACUCCCCUUCUAAUUCAUUGAACUAUAUAUAGCAGUUCUUAAACAUUGGUGACAUUGGACUGUAAGCAAAAGUCACUUUUUGCUCAUAAGUUGUUUUUGUUUGAACUUUAGGAAAUUUUCCAGCAUUUGAAAUUGCAUUGACCUACUCAACUGCGUUAUGCUCAGAUAGUUCAUAUUUGAUUUGCAUAAUUGUAGGAACUACAUUUGGUUGAAUAUUGAAUGAAAAAUCCAUUUCUAUGUUUCAUUUUGUGUAUUUGAAUGAAGAACAAAAAGAACAUUUUCUGAAUUUAAAUAAUAAAAUGUUAUCAAUUGGCUUCACAUUCAGCCCCCUUAAUGUUGGGAUCAGUUUAAUCUUCAUGUCAGAGCUUCAGUGUUGUAUUCCUAACACUCGCAGGAUUUCAAUCUGCACUAAAGAAACAGUGUUACAUCUUAGGUCUCAUGUUUUAUGUUUUCAAAGACAAAAUGUUCACCUGUUAGUUUUUUGUUUGUUUUAACUGAUGACAUGCCACCAUUCUGUAUUUGUGUUAGUCACUUUGCCAAAGUAGUAAAUGUAAAGAGACUGACUCAAAAGUUCUGAAAUGUAUUUCCAGCUUCUUUCAUUUUUUGCUUAAUUUCCCCCCCCCCCUCCCUUUUUUUUUUUCCUUUCGAUGGAUUGUCACAGAAUUAGUCUAGUGAAAUGAAAGGCCAGAAUAUAUCUGGCCAAAUUAGAACCGUGCUAACCUGAAUAAGAACCCAAUCUGGCACAUUGAAAGGUUUAUCUGACACAACCGUCUGUGUGAAUGUGAACCAAGUGUAGACAUUUUGAGUUUUUGUUCCAAUGUUUGUUUACAAGGAAAGACUGUAUGAUCAGAGUAAUCACAUAGGACCUGCAGUAAGCCUUAAUUACAUUGAGCUCUCUGCUUGGUCAUAUUAAGAAAUGUUUAAUACAAUUCUAGGAGCACUCCCCUGUCACACCCAUCACAGCUACCCCUCCCCCCCACUUUUUUUUUUGUAUGUUAAUAUGAUGUAGGUUUAGUGAGACAACUGGCUUGUUAGACAUCAAAACUUUGUAUUUGAAUACAGCAAAUGACUUGACCUACUUACAUACUUGUUCUUGCUUCUGACAUCCACUUGUUGUCUAUGUGGUGCUCUGCUAUGCAAAUUGUUUUGUGUGUGCUUCCUUCAACCUUCUAGUGGGCACUUCCUAUAUGGGAGGUAACUGCUCUAAUCAUUAAGAGGCAGACUUGAAGGGCUGGGGAAAUAUUGAUCUGCUACCUGCCAACUUUAAAUGGAACAUAAAAAAAAGUGUUUUUGCUUGUGCCUUGUUGCACCUUUGUCACAUUUUAUAAGGCACCUUUGUCACAUUUUUUUUCUUUGGUCUAAUAUGUGCUUUGACUGAGCACAUGGAUGACCUGCUUGUUUAUUCUCUGAUCUGUUUGGAAUAACAUUUCUCAUUGUUUUGUUGUAUGAGCUAUAAUCCACACAUCAGUUUUCAGUUCCUUUGUUUUGUUGGCUUUUGUUAUUCAUCAUGGUGCAUUACUGUUUUUUUUUUUAUUAUACAAUUUAUUAAAGAACAAUGGGAAAGAUUUUGUUUAAAUAUGGUAAAUUAAUUGCAACAUUACUUUAUAUCCCUGCUACAUUGGAACUAAGAAUCAAGUUAGAGACUACCAGGUGUGGAAAGGUCAAGAAACAAUGUCCAAAUGAACAAUCACUUAAGUAUGUACAAGAGAACUGUUGUAUAAACAUCAAACCAUUAAUGGAGACACAGAGCCACUGGAAUAUGUAAUAAAUACUAUGUCAAUUCUCUGAAUCAGUAAGAUUUGUUAUUUGUUUAAUUAAUUUGUCACAAAGCAUUUUUUUUUAUUAUUGUGAAGCCAUUCUCAUCCAGCCCUCUUCUCAAUAUCGGGCACUAAUUUAGCAAUGUUUUAUCAAUUAAUAUCAGUCUUUCUUUUGUACUUGAGUGUCUAUGUGCUGCCUGUGUGAUACUUGCAUUUUUUAAUGAUCAUAAAUAGAAUAAAAUGUCAAUGUGGCCUCACUGCACUCCCCCACAGUCCCCCAUUCCAACAUCUUGCACCUGAUGUAAUGUGAUGUACUUUCUGUUUCGUCUGACUAUAACAUUUGAUUCGUUUUUUUAUUACACUUGCCUAUAUAUAUAUAUAUAUACAAAUAUUAAAUGAUUUGUUACAAUGUAAA